Brassica oleracea var. oleracea is the source of this 1366-nucleotide messenger RNA. Its product is annotated as chaperone protein dnaJ 10-like. The coding region runs from base 59 to 1186 and encodes 375 amino acids. The transcript is spliced from 9 exons. Lineage: Eukaryota; Viridiplantae; Streptophyta; Magnoliopsida; Brassicales; Brassicaceae. The record is from RefSeq and is a predicted model, not a curated record.
UAAAACCAAUAUUAACAUAAGAAAAGCAUUAAGGGAUGGGGAUAGAGGUGCUCUAAAUAUGGACACAGUGCUCCCAUUGACACAUCUGCACGACCAUCUUGAUUUCAUGUUUUGGUCUCACAAGGAAGGUAUGGUGAAGGAAAAUGAGUAUUAUGACAUCUUAUGCGUCAAAGCUGAUGCUUCAGAUGCUGACAUUAAAAAGGCUUACUACCUAAAAGCAAGAAAAGUUCAUCCAGACAAAAACCCUGGAGAUCCUCAAGCUGCUAAAAACUUUCAGGUAUUAGGCGAGGCUUAUCAGGUUUUGAGCAAUCCGGAAAAGCGAGCAGCUUAUGACAAAUAUGGCAAAGAAGGUGUCCAACAGGAUGCAAUGGUAGAUCCUGCAGCUGUAUUUGGUAUGCUUUUCGGAAGCGAAGUCUUUGAAGAAUAUGUUGGGCAGCUUGCACUUGCUUAUUUGGCAUCAAUCGAAGCUGACUUAGAAUCAUAUGAGCCUGAUAUCAGAAAACAAAUUCUUCAAGACAAGAUCAAAGCUCUGCAGAAGGAGAGGGAAGACAAGCUCGCUGCAACGUUGAAAAACAAACUCGAGCCGUUUGUGGAAGGACGAACUGAUGAAUUUAUCGAAUGGGCAAACGAAGAGGCAAAGCGUCUUUCUUCUGCCGGUUUUGGGGAGGCAAUGAUGCAUACAAUAGGCUACAUUUACACAAGAAAAGCGGCUAAAGAAAUGGGGAAAGACAAACGAUAUAUGAAAGUGCCCUUCUUAGCGGAAUGGGUGCGAGACAAAAGCCACCAUAUGAAAUCUCAAGUCAUGGCUGCUUCUGGUACUGUUUCGUUGCUUCAGUUGCAGGGUGAAGUGAACAAGUUGAAUGAACACCAAGGUGAUAACAGAGAGGAGCAUAUUCAGAAAGCCAUUGAAGCUAAAAUGGAUGCUUUGCUUCAGUCUCUUUGGCAAAUCAAUGUUCUCGACAUCGAAUCCACUCUGUCUCAUGUCUGCCAAUCUGUGCUUAAAGACCCAAGUGUUUCGAAGGAUGUUCUUCGAGGUCGAGCCACGGGACUGAGGAAACUUGGGACGAUCUUCCAGGUGGGCAAAAACAAAAGGGGUGAUAAGAAGCCAUACACCAGAGGAAGCAACUUGCGUAACGAAUCCGACAUGAAACAAGACACCGGAGGUUCUUCAAAGGCAAUGUCUUGAAAACUCCAAUCACCUUCGCCAGAAAAACCGAGAGAACCCGGAAUUGGAUAUUGCUGUUUCUUUUUUCUUUUUACUUUCGCCAGCUUUAUAGAGAUUGUUAUUGGAGUAAAAGAUGAUUAAUCGGAGAGUAUUAUUAGAAGAGGAAAUUCUCUUGAAAGUUUAAAUGGUAUUUUGUUUCGG